GUGUAGGUGGCCGGCUGGUCGACUCGUGCGGUGUUAAGUCAUAUGGUCGAUGAGCAUAGAGUCUAUGUUGAAGAAAGAGAUUUGGUGAAGAGACCACCCUCCAAAAUGGCAAGGCCAAGUCGUAGGCGGACUUACGGCACGGUGCGACACUUGCGCGCGCAUAAAAGACUUGCGAUCGCGAACGUCGGCGGGCGGCGACGCGCGGCGGGUAGGAGUGCGGGUCAGUGGCGUGCAGAGCGCGCCGCGGACGCCCGCACCGCAGUGUCGAGCAGCAACCCGCCAUGCCCGGCCCGCGCCUCUCCCGCGCCGCCUGACAGCAUGGCCCACUCGACCGCUACCACCACACGCAGCCACGCUCUGACGACGGUUUUAGGCUUUCCUGACCUUUCGUCACCGUCGUGUUAUGGCCAGUCGUGGCAGACCAUCACCACUCAUCCCUUUCAUACCGUCGUGACGUGCACGUGGACACUGCGGUGCCAACCUCAAAUGUUAUCAAUGCCUUUAGACUUUAAGGUGACACUAACAGAACAUUAACUAACACUGAAACAAUCUUAAUGACCCAAGUGCAAUACCUUACUUCGAGGGAAAAGUUCGAUGGACUAGUAUAUUUCAAUUCAAAAUCGUGUUUAAUGAGAGAGACUAGUUAACCUAAAAAGUGGACUGCGGUGGGGGUUGUGCUGUGUACUUAGCUCUGCCUCUAGUUGUUAAAUGAACAUCCAGGGAUUAUAAGAGACUUACAAUUUACGGCUUUACGUCGUAAAUACUACGUAGACACGUGAUUAUUAAAGGAGUGCUACCGUACAACCUGCCGCGCCCAUGCCCUUAAGUUCGGUUGGCGGCAGCGCAGGAGGCGGCGGGCGCGCAAGCGCGCGCGGCGCCAGCUGAUACCAUGGGCGGCGCGCAUCAGCCCGCUACUCCGGGGCCCACCUCGCUCUUCAUACUCUCCGACGAAAAUCCUAUACGGAGGUACACAAAGUUCAUCAUUGAGUGGCCACCCUUCGAGUACGCGGUGCUGCUUACCAUCAUAGCCAACUGCGUGGUGCUGGCGCUGGAGGAGCAUUUGCCCAACGGCGACAAGACCAUCUUAGCACAGAAUCUGGAAAAGACCGAGGCGUACUUUUUAGGAAUAUUUUGUGUAGAAGCCUCGUUAAAAAUUUUAGCUUUAGGUUUUGUUUUACACAGGGGCUCGUAUCUUAGAAACGUUUGGAACAUUAUGGAUUUUUUCGUUGUAGUAACCGGUAUCGUCACGCUGCAGCCGAACAUCGCGCCGGAUGUCGACUUCAGAACCUUGCGUGCCAUUAGGGUGCUGAGGCCCCUUAAAUUAGUAUCGGGCGUCCCUAGUCUGCAAGUGGUGCUGAAGUCCAUCAUCAAGGCCAUGGCGCCACUGCUGCAGAUCGGAUUACUGGUGCUGUUUGCGAUCGUUAUAUUCGCCAUCAUCGGCCUGGAGUUCUAUUCCGGGGCUCUUCAUAAGACUUGUUAUAAUUUAGAAGAUAUUAAUGAAAUAAUGAAUGAGGGCGACAGUGCCACGCCGUGCAACGCAGACAACAAGAGUUUGGCGCCGUUGGGGGCCAACGUUUGCGAAUACGAUAAGAGCACGUGUUUAGAAAAGUGGGAGGGACCGAACAAGGGCAUCACGUCGUUUGAUAACAUCGGCUUCGCUAUGCUCACCGUCUUCCAGUGUAUCACGAUGGAGGGCUGGACUGCCAUCCUCUAUUGGACGAACGACGCUUUAGGCAGUGCAUUCAAUUGGAUUUAUUUCGUGCCUCUAAUAGUAUUGGGUUCAUUCUUUAUGCUCAACUUAGUUCUCGGUGUUCUUAGCGGAGAGUUCGCUAAAGAAAGAGAGAAAGUAGAAAAUAGGCAAGAAUUUCUUAAGUUAAGAAGACAACAGCAACUAGAAAAAGAACUCAACGGUUAUGUUGAGUGGAUAUGUAAAGCCGAGGAAGUAAUUCUAGCUGAAGAAAGAACCACCGAGGAGGAGAAAAUGCACAUAAUAGAAGCGCGGAGGAAAGCAGCGGCCAAAAAGAAGUUAAAAAACCUCGGCAAAAGUAAAAGCACCGACACUGAAGAGGAGGAGCAGGACGAGGAGUGCGGUGACGACGUUCCAAAGAAAAAGCAAGGUUUUUUGAAGAGCAAGACGCGAUCGGUGGGCAAGUGUGCAGACUUCUGGCGGGCGGAAAAGAGAUUUCGUUUUUGGAUCCGGCACACGGUCAAGACGCAGUGGUUCUACUGGUUCGUCAUUGUGCUGGUGUUGUUCAACACGAUAUGUGUCGCCGUCGAGCAUUAUAAACAACCAAAAUGGCUGACCUCAUUUUUAUAUUAUGCCGAAUUUGUGUUCUUGGGUCUUUUUAUGAUGGAGAUGUGGGUGAAGAUGUAUGCUUUGGGACCGCGGAUAUACUUCGAGUCUUCUUUCAACCGAUUCGACUGCGUGGUAAUAUCGGGCUCCAUAUUCGAAGUGGUGUGGUCCGAAGUGAAGGGCGGCUCAUUCGGCCUGUCUGUGUUGAGAGCGUUAAGACUGCUGAGGAUAUUCAAGGUCACGAAGUACUGGUCGUCUCUCAGGAACCUAGUGAUAUCACUCCUGAACUCCAUGAGAUCUAUCAUCUCACUGCUGUUCCUAUUGUUCUUGUUUAUCCUCAUCUUCGCUUUACUCGGCAUGCAGUUGUUCGGCGGCCAGUUCAACUUCGAGGAGGGGACGCCGCCGACUAACUUCAAUACCUUCCCUAUAGCGCUGCUUACUGUCUUCCAGAUUUUAACAGGUGAAGAUUGGAACGAAGUGAUGUAUCACGGCAUCGAAUCACAGGGUGGCAUACAGAAGGGCAUGAUCUACUCUUUGUAUUUCGUUAUACUGGUGCUUUUCGGGAACUACACUCUGCUCAACGUGUUUCUUGCCAUCGCUGUCGAUAACUUAGCCAACGCUCAGGAAUUGACAGCAGCGGAAGAGGAACAGGUCGAGGAGGACAAGGAGAAGCAACUUGCAGAAUUGAAGAAAGAGAUGGGAGCGUUACACGCGGUGGACGGGAUACCACCUGAAGUAGAUUCUCCGUCGCCUACGACCAGGAAGAACAAAAAGAAAGAAGAGGCCAAAAAGGAGGAUGACGACGAGGUGCCAGAUGGACCAAAACCAAUGCUGCCAUAUUCGUCCAUGUUCAUUUUGUCACCCACUAAUCCAAUUAGGAGAGGCGCACAUUGGGUUGUAAAUUUAAAAUACUUUGAUUUUUUUAUCAUGAUUGUUAUAUGUAUGAGUUCUGCGGCUUUAGCAGCUGAAGAUCCUGUAGUUGAAGAGAGCGCCUGGAAUAAAAUAUUAAAUUUAUUCGAUUACGCGUUCACCGGUGUAUUCACCGUUGAAAUGUUACUCAAGAUUGUUGAUCUGGGAAUACUAUUUCACCCGGGUGCUUAUCUUCGCGACUUAUGGAACAUCAUGGAUGCUGCUGUCGUUAUAUGUGCCCUAGUAAGCUUCGGUUUUGAAAUCGGAGGUGUGAAAAAGGGCGCUCAGAAUCUAUCGACGAUAAAGUCGCUAAGAGUGUUGCGUGUGCUCAGACCGUUGAAAACUAUAAAACGAAUCCCUAAAUUAAAAGCAGUGUUUGACUGUGUGGUGAACUCUUUGAAAAACGUCAUUAACAUUCUCAUUGUGUAUAUAUUGUUUCAAUUCAUAUUUGCUGUAAUUGCAGUACAACUUUUUAAUGGUAAAUUUUUUCACUGCAACGAUAUCAGUAAGAAUACAUUUGAAGACUGCCAAGGGUCGUAUUUCGUCUACGAGGCGAAUAGCCUGCUGCCGAAAGUAAGCAAACGGCAGUGGACGACGCAAUUCUUCCAUUACGACAACGUCGCCACUGCCAUGCUCACGCUUUUUGCGGUACAGACGGGAGAAGGGUGGCCACAGGUGUUACAAAACUCCAUGGCUGCUACGUAUGAAGAUAGGGGACCCAUACAAAACUUUCGAAUAGAAAUGUCCAUAUUUUAUAUAGUUUAUUUUGUGGUGUUUCCAUUUUUCUUUGUUAACAUAUUCGUAGCUCUGAUAAUUAUCACAUUUCAAGAGCAAGGUGAAGCCGAGUUACAAGACGGUGAAAUUGAUAAGAAUCAGAAAUCGUGUAUAGACUUUACUAUAGAAGCGCGGCCUCUUGAGAGGUAUAUGCCAAGCAAAAGGGCGAGUUUUAAGUACAAAGUGUGGAGAAUAGUAGUCUCUACGCCUUUUGAGUACUUCAUCAUGACUCUCAUCGUACUCAACACAUUGUUACUCAUGAUGAAGUACUAUAAUCAAAAUGACCUCUACGCGGAUAUCCUCAAGUAUUCGAAUAUGGGGUUCACUGGAAUGUUUUCUGUGGAAACGGUGUUGAAAAUCAUCGCUUACGGUGUCAAAUUUCACGAGGCUCCAACACUACUCAUGGACUCGUUAUCAUUAAUGAACCUCAUCUUUACGAUCUUCUUCCUUCUCGAGACCGUUUUGAAGCUGAUUGCCUUCGGAUGUCAGAAUUUUUUCAAAGAUCCAUGGAAUACAUUCGAUUUCAUAACGGUCAUUGGAAGUAUUAUUGACGCUCUCAUCAUGGAAUUGGGCAGCGAUCUACCAGAACACUGUGCCUCUGACAUUUCCUGUCAGCAGGAAAACACUUUCAACGUCGGUUUCCUCCGCCUGUUUCGAGCCGCGCGACUGAUCAAGCUGCUCAGGCAGGGUUACACCAUUCGAAUACUGUUGUGGACGUUUGUGCAGAGCUUCAAAGCCUUACCCUAUGUGUGCCUUCUCAUCGCGAUGCUCUUCUUUAUCUACGCCAUCAUUGGGAUGCAGGUGUUUGGCAAUAUAGACUUAGCACCCGACUCAGAUAUGAACAGACACAACAACUUUCAAAGCUUCAUUCAAGCACUCAUGCUACUAUUCAGAUGCGCAACGGGCGAGUCCUGGCCUAACAUCAUGCUGGCGUGCCUCAAGCCGGCGAAGUGCGACGAGAAGGCCGGGAAGAGUCCAAGCGAACCUUGUGGAAGCACGCUCGCUUACGCCUACUUCGUAUCGUUUAUAUUCUUCUGUUCAUUUCUUAUGUUAAAUUUAUUCGUUGCUGUCAUUAUGGAUAAUUUUGAUUACCUAACGAGGGAUUCGUCCAUCCUCGGCGCACAUCACCUUGAUGAGUUUGUUAGAAUAUGGGCCGAAUAUGACCCAAAUGCCACCGGAAAGAUCCACUUUACGGAAAUGUAUGAUAUGUUAAAAAAUAUGGAUCCUCCGCUGGGGUUUGGCAACAAGUGUCCGAAUAGGUUGGCCUAUAAGAAAUUAAUUAGAAUGAAUAUGCCGUUAGACGACGAAGGGAAGGUUAAUUUUACUACAACUCUCUUCGCGUUGAUACGGGAAAAUUUAAACAUCAAGAUGAGAUCAGCGGACGAGAUGGACCAAGCAGAUGAAGAGCUGAGGGAAACGAUUACUCACAUAUGGCCAUUGCAAGCGAAGAAAAUGUUGGAUUUGCUGGUGCCUCGUAACGAUGUACUCAAUACAGGGAAAAUGACCGUCGGCAAGAUCUACGCGGGCCUCCUCAUCCUCGAGAGCUGGAGAUCGACUAGGUUUGGCCGGAAUCCUCAGGGCGUUACGGCAUUCGGCGAGAAUAGCCCUACGGCCAAUCAGCCGAAGGCGUCCUUCUUUAACUGCCUGUUGGACGUGGCGGCGGGACUGGGCCCGGGUUCGCGCGCCGGCUCGCUGAGUCACGAGCCGCCCGUCGCCCUGCCGGCCGCUGCCCAUCCCGAGGACCACGACUCUCACACCCUCGCCGACCUCGCCCGCCGCAACACCAGAAAGUCACUCAAGAACAAUAAAAAGGUGUUGGAGUUGCAAGACGUAGCUUCACAUCACGCCUCUAUAGAAUCUCUGGACGAGGCGCGACUAACGGCGCCGCACACCUACCAAAACGGUCACCACGGCAGGUCUUCCAGUUUGAGACGGACACCAAGUCCGAGGCGGCGUGGCCACUACGGGGGCUACCACCACGACAUCGGGUUCUCGGACACGGUCAGCAACGUUGUCGAGAUAGUGAAGCACGAACAUCAGCGGCACGGCCGCUCACAUCGUCCGCCACACCACUACCAUCCCCAUGCAGGGAAGGAGUGGAGAGCGCCGCACCCAACGACCAGCCUGAGCCAGCCCUCGCGGUCGCCCAGCCCGCCACACCACACCUACGUUUGGGCUCCAAUAGGUGAAAGAGAGCGGGAGAGGGACCGCGAGUGGCGAGCUUGGCGGGACCGGUCGUGGGAGAGGGACGGAGCGCGGCGUGGCCGCGGUCGGCAGCUCCCACCCACGCCUACCAAGCCGUCCACGCUGCAGGUCAAGCAGCAGCCACCGUUCACUCGAAUCACCCAUAGCCCCUCUCAUUUAUCAUUGAGGCAAACGGUGCGGGACCCGGUGGAGCCUUUGCACGAUGAGUACGAGUAUGGCCGAGAAGUAGAAAGACUGAUACACCGAGACUAUAGAUCUAGAGAUAGUAUUUGCAACAGACGCGGGCGAGGCUACGAGAGCGAGCGGGGAGGGCGGUCGUACGAGCCAGUAGCGCCGCUGUCGUACGAGGCCGCGCUGGCGCUAGGUCGCGGCGGCGGCGGCGCGCGCGCGCUUCCCUCGCCCGCGCCGCCCUCGCGACUGCCCAACGGGUACAAGCCGCGCGCGCGCCACUCCGACUCCGACGAGGACGACUGGUGCUAGCGGCGCCGACGCGCGCGCUCCCAGAGAGACGUGCGCGCCGCCGCGGACCCCGCGACUCACGCGCACACCUUCUGAAGCGUCGCGCCUGGCCCGACCCACGACAACACGCCUCGAACGAUCUCGUUUUUUACUCGGC
Messenger RNA from Cydia fagiglandana, 6797 nucleotides. It is a transcript of the gene cac, whose product is annotated as voltage-dependent calcium channel type A subunit alpha-1. Gene Ontology annotation, cellular component: membrane; voltage-gated calcium channel complex. The record is from RefSeq and is a predicted model, not a curated record. Lineage: Eukaryota; Metazoa; Arthropoda; Insecta; Lepidoptera; Tortricidae. The transcript is spliced from 45 exons. Gene Ontology annotation, molecular function: calcium ion binding; high voltage-gated calcium channel activity. Gene Ontology annotation, biological process: chemical synaptic transmission; calcium ion import across plasma membrane. The coding region runs from base 890 to 6661 and encodes 1923 amino acids.